This is a messenger RNA of Suillus clintonianus, 2315 nucleotides long. RefSeq lists its product as uncharacterized. The coding region runs from base 486 to 1955 and encodes 489 amino acids. Lineage: Eukaryota; Fungi; Basidiomycota; Agaricomycetes; Boletales; Suillaceae. The transcript has 2 exons. The record is from RefSeq and is a predicted model, not a curated record.
CAACUCGAACGCGUACAGGUAUGUUGCAUUUUUGAACAUAGUAAUGAUAGUAUAUUUUUGACUCUUGAGAACUUAGAUCGCUACUACCUGAUGCAUCUGUCGACGUUGCAGUGUUAGGCGCCCCCAUCACUCACGGGAGCACACUAUAAUGGGUGUUGGCCAGGGUUCCGAACCCUGGCCAAAUGAUUAACUAGUAACCACUGAACUUCAGUCGGUCGUAGAUGCUGAACUACAAUGCUUGAGUUAAUGGUGCGUGCAAUCACUAGUGCUGACUACUUCACCGACUGUCGUCUCCGGUCACGCAUGCGUCAAUGUUACUCAUUAUGUCUCACGGCUGAUCAACGAUCACUUUGGCACUGCUGAAACGUUUGGUCGUCACUCGGGGUGUGAAACAAAGUUCGUCUUACUCAUGCGGUACAAAACAGGUCGAUCUCGCUGACAUGGUUCUCCCAACCCCCCACUGGAUUUCUUAGCCAAAGGGAGAAAUGUCUCCCCCACACACUCGCUUUAAUGUUUUGUUUCGCAACUAUCUAUCACACCAUUUACGACAUUCGUUUAACCGCGAUGAGGCUCAGAAAUCCUCGUUAGAGACUGUACUCGAGGAUGGUCCUGACUCGUUAGAUCAACUACCAAAUACCGGCGUAGAUGGGCGUCUCCAGCUGUUUAGCGAGCCCGAGGUCAGCUGCGUAGACUGCGCUUUGUCUGACAGUGAUCAUUUCUCGAAUGAGCAGGCUAGUCCAACGCCAGCCACAUUUGAACACAGAGUAUUGGAGCCCACCAAAGCUUGGGACUUUGCGGUCGGAGCACCGCGACUUUUGGCGAAAGCUCAUAUUUUCCAACGUCAAUUGGAAACACCAACAGCCCAGCCUGUAGCUACCUAUUCUCCUCCCGAUCAUCCCACAGGUUCCGCAUGUCCUGAUCCCAUUUCCCCGACAUCUUCCGAAAUUUCAUCCACACCGGUCGAAUUGAUUACCACUACAGCUGCUACUUCUAAGUCAUCUACCUACAAUACCCCCCAGCCGUCAAAUGUAUGCGGCACCUCAGCAAGUUAUACUUCUAGCUGCUCAGCUGUUUGUGGUAGACACCCUCAUGGUAGUACCCCAUCCCGGUUGCCAAGCUCAUACGCUGACUGUCCAACAUUGUCAACGGCGAGUGGGAUCCCUCCAACCAGUACUGCGUCUAUCUUCACCGAGGAGCGCGUGUCUCUUUUCAGUACAGUCUACUCUCUCCAAACGCUCACGGCGACUACUACAUUGCUUCCACCUCUCUCAUCCACAGUCACAUCAACCAGCACUGUUAUGACAUCGAUCCCGUUGCCUCAACCAACAUCAGCGCCUAGCACCAAUUCAAACCCUCAAUUACCUCCAACCAUAGGUGCCAUCAUAGGAGGAACUGUAGGAGCGGUCGUGCUUCUAGCCCUCCUGGCUUUUAUUGUGCUGCGCCGUCGCAGGACACGACAACUUUCUGUUACACCUUUCAACCUCAUUUCAACUACAGGGCCAACGCAGGUUGAGUCACGGGCGUGGCUCAAGUUACAGAACGCCAGCGGUGUCGUCCGUCCAAGCAGCAGCAGCUCAUCAUUCAUUCAAUAUUCCGACGCAUGUCUCGCAGAGUAUUCUGAUAACAGGUCCCUAUCAUACGCCACAGAUCAUAGAUCAUCUCACUUAGCCGAUGAUGAUGUAUCUGCGUCCGGCGUUGCCAGACGCUAUCGGGCCCACGAGCUAGAGAAGUUGUAUCCAUAUCCUUCUCACGUCCACACCUCAGAUCAAUAUCAUCAUCGCAGUGUAGAAAGCUGGAUAGAUCACAUGGUUACGGAUGGUUGUUGGCGAGAGCCGAGUGAAGAGCUGCCGGCUUAUCCUCUUUCGGUGAAAUCUUUAAGGAGCAUGGAGGCUGAUCAUGAUGAUCAUUAUGUCCUUCCCAGUUCUUAUCCUCCCCUCCCACAGACGAUACAUUGAUAACCAAGGUCAUGGACGAUGUAAAGUACUAUGUAUCGUUAUUGACGUUUGACCAGUGGUACCUACCCGCCACGGACCAUUGUCUGUGUGGCACGUAUAUGACACUGUCUAAGGGCUGCGUCGUUCGGAUGAUGAGACGGCCGCAUGAGGAGGCUGGAUUUACUUGGUUUCACUUGAAACGGAUGGAGGUUGGCGAGCCGAGACGUCGACACCUGAUUUUUGAAGGCUAAUGCAUACUCAAUACGGCAGGUCUCGACUCUCCUGGAAGGGGGGGGACUGCCAUUGAAGAAGACCUGCCCUUUAUCCAGCUACCUUUAGGUAGUGUUUUUGUAGGUGGAAGUCCUCCAACACGUGACGACC